Paramecium octaurelia is the source of this 2714-nucleotide messenger RNA. NCBI's taxonomy places the organism in Eukaryota, Ciliophora, Oligohymenophorea, Peniculida, Parameciidae. The record is from the annotation of a GenBank genome assembly.
AUGAAUUAAAGGGAGAUUGCCAAAGAAGUCUUAGCUGUUUCAUUGCACAUUGCGGAGGCAGAUAAAUUCAACUUUGAAGAUUCCAAAAAGAGAAUGCAAUUGUUAACAGAAUCUGUCUUAAAAACAAGUAUGUGUUUGAUGUUGACGUAGAUCUAUUGAGAUAGAAACCUAAUAAAAAUUGCAAUCAGACUGUUGACCUUGAGUUUUAAUAAAUUGAUAAUUUAAAAGACUUGUUACCUCAUUUAGCAGAAUGCAGCAAUUUGCGUGAAGUAUUAUGAUAAUGCAUCAAUCAAGCUAAUUUUGCAUGGUAAUCGUUUACAUACCUUACCUGAAGAUCUCUCAACCCUGAGUACCGUUGAAACUUUGGACAUAUCCAACAAUCUCUUUGAUGAUGUAAUCACUUAUACAAUUUAUAGAUUAUUCCCAUAAUCAAAGCUUUGAAAACGAUGCCAAAAUUGUUGCAUCUCCACAUAGGAUUGAGAGACAACAACGAAGAAAAAUAUGUGAUCCAACAGCUGCCCAAUCUGAUUACCCUCAACAACAGAAGACUCAAAUUUUUUGAUCAACUCGACAGUGAUAGACCUUCAGAAAGGCAAUCUGCAAGAUCAGAAAAAUCCUACUAAAGCGAAGUCACUUUCAAUUAGGAAGACGUGGACAAUGUGGAAGUACAUCAUUAUCUUAUUAAGUUAAAAGAACCUUUUUAAUCAAAUUUGUAACAUUGAAAAUAAUCCCAAUCAACAAAAGUCCUACUCUCCACAAUUGGCUGACCAUGUCAAAGAUGUAAUGACUGAUUUCUCCACGAAAGUCCAAUAGACUCACUCCAAACACUUCCUUGAUACACACAUACUCAAAGUAAUUCCUACAUAUUCUACAUAGGCAAAAUAUGAUUUAUACGAAAUCUGUUUCAGAGAACUAAUUGACUAUUUUCGCAAUAAUAACAAUAAACUUGAAUAAGUCUUAAAAACAUUGUAACAUGAGCAUUCCAAUAUUUUUAAUGACCUAACCAAUAUCAUAUACAAUCUCAGAGACUAUAAAAAGAUCUAAAAAGAGAAUCAGGAAAUUGACUAACUCAUCUAAAAUAGUGAUAUUGUUAAAUCUUAAAUUAAAGAAAUUCAACUUCUUAAAGAAGAACGAGAUCGUCUCCUAAUUGACAAAAAUAAACUCUAAUAAUAGAAGGACUAACAAUAUGAGUUACUUCAUCCAUUACAAUUAUAAGUCAAAACAUUAUAGAACAGUGUUCAGAGAUUGGAAUAAGAAAAAGAAAACCUGAAUAAUGUUAUUUCUUAAUUAGAAUAUUAAUUUGCUCAGCAAUAACAAAUACAGAGAUCUAAUAGAGGUAGUUCCAAAUAAAUUCAAUCAGCCAAUCAAUCAUUUUAGGAUAUGCACUCCUUUUCUAAUUUUUAAACUCAACAAGUAGUCAUGCUAGUUAAAGGAACCCAGACUGACAACCAACGAUUUCUUGAAAAGUAAAGCCAAACAAUAGAGUAAGAAGAUAAUGUAAUCUUUACUAAAUCCAUUGAUAUGCAAUCCUUUCAAUAAGAACUUGAAGAUUUAUAAUGUUAAAAUGAAUAACUUCAAUAAGAAAACAAAAAAUACUUAGAAAUGAUAAUCAGAAGAUCAAAGGUUGAAAAAUCUUCCAAUAUCAUGUCUGAUAUCAGUUAUAAACAAACUGAAAGUCCAAGCAUCAUUGAAAAAAAGAGAUACAAAACCUUAUCGGAAUUUCACCUUCUAGUUUAACCCUAAUCAUUUCGACCCUUAACUCUAAAAUAACUCAAAGAUAUCAUUCAGGAUAUUUACGAAAGCAAAACCAAACACGAUAUUCGACAGAAUGAGAGUAAGUUACCUUUAGAAACUAUUGAACAACAUAUGUACACAUAUUUAUAUUGUAAAUAUGGAUUAAAAGUAUUUUAAAUUUAUCAUUAGUAGAAUUUAGCCUUGGAAUGGGUUGCUUGCAUUAUUAAUGCAAUCUAAAAGUAUAUUGCUGAAGACAAUGAUGUUGCUGUAUUCGCAUUGAUGCUUAAAAAUAAUAUUGAUGAAGAUUUUAGACUCAUGCAAUCUUAGCGCAAAUAAAAUAUUGAGUAUAUAAUCUAGGUAAUUUUAUUGAUCUAAAGAGUUAGACAAUUUUAUAAGCUAAGUAUAAAACCAAGCACAUAUUAGAGAUUAAGGAAAUGGUCAAACAAAAAGUAGCCGGAUAAAUAACUCAACAGGAAGUCGUUGAAAUUUUGAAAUGCUGUCUUCCAGAAGAGGAAAAAGAAAUUAUACUCAGUUAAUUAAAGAUGCAUUAAAUUAAAGCUGCUGCCAGUGUAAGCCCAAUUAAAAAGGUCAAUUAAAAAGAGCAGAGAAGACCAAGUGCUUAAAAGGAACCUAUAAAAUAUGAGUUUUCUGUCUUUAUCAAACUAAUUCUUGAAUACUUUAUGAGUCUUCAUCAAUAAUACUUAGCCAAUUUAUGUAUCGUAUUUAAGUCAGUUGACCAUGAUAAGGAUGGAAUUCUCAAUCAAGUAUUUAUUGCAUUUGAUAGUUUAUAGUAAUAAUUCUAAAAAUUGACUGAAAGCAUCAAGCCUAAUUUACAGAAUGAAGAGUAUUCUAAAUUAUAUGAAAUUCUUGAUCCAUUUAAAAAUGAUAAAAUAACAUUUUCAUAAAUUGUAAAAGUGUUCAGAAAUCCAUAAUUUCAUAACAAGAAUGUUGAUCUAAUAUAAUAGAUAUGUAUAAUUUGA